AUGUUCAGAAGGUUCCGUCAAACAUCCUCAAGGCAAAUUGGGUUUGCCUUCGACAUAGAUGGUGUGUUAUUAAGAGGUAAAACUCCCAUCCCAGGAGCCUCAGAUGCAUUAAAAUUAUUGACUAAAUCUAAGAUACCAUAUAUUUUAUUGACGAAUGGCGGUGGUACCACUGAACGUGAGCGAGUUCAAUUUAUUUCUAAAACACUGAAUACGGAAAUAUCUCCAGAACAAAUAGUCUUAAGUCAUUCACCUUAUAAAGGUUUAGUUAAUAAAUUUGAAAGAAUCUUGGCAGUGGGCACACCUUCCGUCAGACAUGUAGCUGAAAGAUAUGGGUUUAAAGAUGUCAUACAUCAAACUGAUAUCAUUAGAUAUAAUAGAUCAAUUACACCGUUUAGUGGGUUAUCGGAUGCACAAUUGAAUGAAUAUUCUCGAGAAAUUUCUAAUUUGGAUAGUAAAAAAUUCGACGCAGUGUUAGUUUUCAAUGAUCCUCAUGACUGGGCAGCAGAUCUUCAAAUUAUUUCAGAUAUAAUUAAUUCUGAAAAUGGUAUGUUAAAUACUUUAAGAAUUGAAAAAUCGGGAACUCCAUCAGUACCGAUAUUUUUUUCUAACCAAGAUUUAUUAUGGGCUAAUCCAUAUUCAUUGAAUAGAUUUGGUCAAGGUGCAUUCCGUCAAUUAGUUCAUAAAUUAUAUGCAGAAAUGAAUGAUCAAAAAACGUUAGAAGAUACUACCAUUGGUAAGCCAACGAAAUUCACUUACGAUUUCGCUCAUGAUGUUUUAGUAAAUUGGAGACAUAAGUUAUUAUUAUCAACUAGGGAACCUAUUAAGGUCGCACAGGGUCCCUCACCAUUCAAUAAGGUAUUUAUGGUUGGUGAUAAUCCAGCAAGUGAUAUCAUUGGAGCUCAGAAUUAUGGAUGGGAUAGUUGUUUAGUCAAAACAGGUGUUUACCGUGAAAGUGAUGAGUUAACCUAUUGUAAACCAACAAUGAUUGUAGAUGAUGUUUUCCAUGCAGUUACAAAAGUCUUGGAAGAAAAUUUAUAG
This is a messenger RNA of Naumovozyma dairenensis CBS 421, 1038 nucleotides long. RefSeq lists its product as uncharacterized. Gene Ontology annotation, cellular component: mitochondrion. The transcript has a single exon. The record is from RefSeq and is a predicted model, not a curated record. Gene Ontology annotation, biological process: glycerophospholipid biosynthetic process. NCBI's taxonomy places the organism in Eukaryota, Fungi, Ascomycota, Saccharomycetes, Saccharomycetales, Saccharomycetaceae. Bases 1 to 1038 code for a protein of 345 amino acids.